This is a messenger RNA of Amphibalanus amphitrite, 10906 nucleotides long. RefSeq lists its product as uncharacterized. NCBI's taxonomy places the organism in Eukaryota, Metazoa, Arthropoda, Thecostraca, Balanomorpha, Balanidae. Bases 211 to 10206 code for a protein of 3331 amino acids. The transcript is spliced from 10 exons. Gene Ontology annotation, cellular component: nucleus. The record is from RefSeq and is a predicted model, not a curated record. Gene Ontology annotation, molecular function: ATP-dependent chromatin remodeler activity; ATP hydrolysis activity; ATP binding.
UGACGAGGUGUAGCGCGUUUGAUAAAAUUCCUUGAUAUAUCAAUAUGUGGUGAUUACUGCCGUGAAUUUUUGCGUUCAGACAGAAUUGUUUCCACAAGAUAUCAAAUUUGAUGGAUUUAAGUUCAUUUGUGCAUAGAUGGCUUUGCGGUAGUUAAUUUGGAUAGGGCAAUUUGCAUCACCUCAAAUGUGGGUGUGAUUUUGAAUUAAAGGAUGGACUCGUCCGGUCAGCCUCGCGUCAUCUCGCGUGACGAGGCUCUGCGGAUCUUGCGAGAGCAGCAGCGGAAGCCGGCGGCGCCGGCGCCGGCGCCGGCCCCGGUGGCCACGCCGGCGGCGGCCGCCAGCCUGCCGUCGUGGCUGCGCGCGGCCGUCAGUGCCACUCCGCCGCCACCGGCCGCGCCCGCCGUCCGGCUGCCUCCAGGCAUCAGCGCCGUGCCACACCCGGCGCCGAGACAGCGCCAGCCGCCCCUGCAGACCGCUCAGCAGCAGCGGCUCUUGCAACAGCAGCAUCAGCAGCGGCUGCUCCAGCAGCAGCAGCAACAGCGGCUCCAGCAGCAGCGACUGCAGCAGCAACAUCAGCAGCGCAUGCAACAGCAGCAACAACAACAUCUGCAGAAUCAGCAGCGGUUGAUUCAGCAGAUCAAGCAGAAAGAGCAGCAGCGACUCCAGCAAAGACAGCAGCCGCGCCAGCAGCAGCAGCAGUACCAGUAUCCCGACCGCGCCUACGCCAGGGGACGGUCCGUCGAUGGUGGAUACCAUGGCGGUCAGGCUGCUGCGAACGCCCCCUCUGAGCAGCCGGCGCAGCUCACCCUACAGCAGGCGAUGGCGCUGUGCCGGAAGCAGGCGGCCGCCGCCCCCGCCCCCGCCCCCGCCGCCGCCUCGGAAGCGGUCGGCGUCGGCUGGAUGGGUGGCUCGACGGAGGACGACGAGCCGCUGGACGCGGAGCCCGUACUGGAGGCAGUCAGCUCGCCGGUGCCCGUCGAGGAGCCCGUUCACGAACAGUACUCGGACGAGGAGCUAGGGGAGGAGGAGGAGCAUUAUUCUGACGAGGAAGAAGGCAGCUACCAGGAGCAUGAAGAGACGGAGUCUGAAACGAACCGGCAGAGGUGCGAUACUGAACCAGCGCCGGCGCAGAAACCGUCACCGGCGCCGGCGGAGACUCCAGCUCUGCCGGCCGGGCUGAAACUGCCGCCUGGUGUGAAUCUGACACGGAGCGGCCCCCCGCCGGCCGCGACACCGCCAGCACCAGUCGCUGCACCAGCACCAAAGGCACCAGCGGCGCCGGCUGCACCCGUCCAGACUGCGGCGCCCCCACCGACGGCCCCGCAGCCGCCGGAACAGCAACAGAACGGUGGUGGCGUGGACCAGCACUACGACGAACUCGGGGAGGAAGAAGAGGACUACGAGAUAGGUGACGAGGGGGAUCAGCUGGGCAGCGAGGAACAGGACGAGGCCGACGACUGGCACUACCCUGAGGAUGAGGAGGAGCAGACGGACCCGUCGCCGGAGCCGCAGCAGCAGCCGCGCUCGGUCCCCCCUCCGGCGCCGGCGCCUGUCCCGGCAUCGUCCGACGAGCCGCGCAGUCUCACACUGCAGGAGGCGAUGGCGCUCUGCCGCCGACAGGCAGCGGGUGCGGAGCCUGCCGAGCCGCCACCCCCUCCUCCGGCGCCGCCCCCGCCCCCGCCGCCGCCCCCGCCACCUCCUCAGCCGGCGCCGGUGCGCCGACCCGGGCCGGCGUCUGCCCGACCGAUGCCGGCCUCCGUGCGUCAGGCGCGCCAAGCUGCGGCGGCGGCAGCAGCGGCCGCAGCAGCUGCAGCUGCACAGACCGCGUCUCCAGCCGCCGUCGUGUCCGCCCCGCAGAGUCCCGUGACUCCUGCACCGGAGGUGCGGACGCAGGCGGCGACUGAGCCCUCGUCUCCGGCAGACAAACAGGUGUCCGCACCAGAGAGCCGUCUGCCGCCGCCGCCGGAACCCGCGCCGGCCCCUACCGAGGCGCCGCCGGCCGCCGUCGACAAGGGACGGGCGAGAGAGGCGGAGGCGCGGGAACAGGAGAGGAUAGAUGAGGAGGAGGAGGACGCUUUGCUGCGGGAGGACGAGGAGGACGCGCUGUUGCGGGACGAUGAGGACGAGUGGGAGCCGUCGGAAGGUGACCUCGAUGACGAGGAUCUGGACGAGUAUGGCGCUGGGGCGUGGCGGGGCGGAGAGGGUGCCGGAGCCUCACCCCAGCCGGCCCAGCCGCCUGUGCCGCAGGUGACACUGCCGCGUGGCAUCCGUGCGGUGCCGGUGCCGCCUGAGCCUAGCGCAGCGCUGGCGCGACUGCCGCCCGGAAUCCGAGCCGUGGCGGUGCCGGACGAGCCCCGGUCGGCGGCGCCGGCGCCAGCCCCGAUACCGCCGGCGCCGCAGAGACAGCCGCACCAGCAGAGACAACCACAGCUGCAGGAGAGACAGUUGCCGCAGCAGAGACAGCCACAGCAGGAGAGACAGAUCCCGCAGCAGAGACCACCUCCGCAGCAACAGCAGCAGAGACAGCAGCCUCACCACCAGCAGCAGCAGCAGCAGCAGCAGCAGCAGCAGCAGCAGAGACAGCAGCCUCAGCAGCUGCAGAGGCCACCUCUUGAACAGCAGAGACCGCCUGCGCCGCCGCCGCAGCGUCUGACGCCGCGCGAUCUGGGCAUCCGACUGCCGCCGGGUAUCGCCGCUGUGCCCGUGGGCCAGUCGGACCCAGAGCCGCCGCCCGCCGCGGACACGACUCCUAAGAGCGCCGCCCCGCCGGCAGCGGAGCCGGAGCCCCGUCACCUGACUCUGCAGGAGGCCAUGGCCAUGUACCGCCGGCAGUCGCAGGCGGCCGCGGAGCCGGAGCCGGAGCCGCCAGCUCCCGCGGAGCGGAGCGACGAGUCCCGAGAGGACUCUGUGCUCGAGGACGACUCGCUGCUGGACGAUUCGCAUCUGGCCGAGGGUGAGGCUCGGUUCAAUGAGGACGAGUACGACGAUGACCUUGAUCAGGAGGACUUUGAUGAGGACGAAGAGCUGAUGAAGAACGGUGGGUGGCAUGACGACGAAGCCUCGCCUCAGUACCAGGACGAGGCGCAGCCGGAGGAGGUUGGUGCAAUCCCCGAACAGGAUCAUGCAGAUGAGCCUGAAGAACAAAUGUUGAUGGCUGGGCCCGACGGGGAGCCAGAAGGUGACGAUGAAUCGCAUCUACAAGACGAGUCACAUGUAGAAGGCGAAGGCGAACACCCAGAAGAGGGCACUUCACAUCUACAGGAGGACGCUUCACAUCUAGAGGAGGACACUUCACAUCUAGAUGAGGGCGCUUCACAUCUAGAGGAGGACACUUCACAUCAAGAUGAGGGCGCUUCGCAUUUAGAGGAGGACGCUUCAAAUCUAGAGGAGGGCGCUUCACAUGUAGAGGAGGAUGCUGCACGUCUAGAGCAGGAAAAGGCGCGUCUCGUUGGGGAGGAAGAAGCGAUGGAGGAAGGGGAGUCGUGGCCGGCUGAAGAUGGGGCGCGAUACGACGAAGGCGAGUCGCGUGCCGAAGCAGAUGGGCAGCAGCUUGAUGACGAGCAAGCACUAAUGGAGGAAGGGUAUGAAGCAGAGAAAAUAGAUGAAGGUGAUGAAUAUUCAGGUCAAUAUGGGGAUGAAGCACUGCCGGAAGAACCCACUCAUGACAACAUGGCCGGUUCACUGCCUGAGCAGACCGGGCCGGCGGACGCUGGAAACGCGACUGCCGCUAGCUUUGACGCAGAAACUGGCGAACAUUUGCAGCAACCUCCAGAGCCGACCGCUGCGGCGCCGGUCGACGGUGAGGCGGCCACCGCCCCUGCUGGUGAUCGGGAUACCGUUCCGAGUCCUCCCCAGCCGGCGGAGGAGGCUGCACAGUUCCAACCACCCGAUGGCAGUAGCGAGGCCCAGUCUCCAGCUGCAGGUUCAACUCACGCCGAUGACAAGCCUGAGCAGCCCAGCAACGAGCAGGAAACCCCAGAAGUGCCGAGCGGCGCUGGUGAUAGCCGUGAUCUCGGGGACCUCCCGGUCUCGGAGGAGCCGCCCUCCGCACCGCCGUCGGUGCCGCCUCCGGGGCCGGACGCGCCGGCCGACUCCGGCCAGCAGCAGCUGGCGGACGACUCGAUCUCGGAUCUGAUCAGCGGCGCCGUGCUCGGUCCGGAGCUGAUGCAGGCUGAGGUGGACGGCACCGCCGAGGACCUGUCCGAGGUCAAGGACAUGCUGAGCAUGCUGGAGGAGAAGCCGGACCUGCUGGACGCCGGCGGCGGCGGGGACGCCGAGCCGGACGAGGGCGCCGAGGACGAGGAGCCGGCCUCGUCAGAGGCGGACGGCAGCGGCUCCGAGUCCGACCGGCGCGACGGCGGCGACGGCAGCGAGGCCGGCAGCGCGGAGUCGGACGCCGCCGGCGACGGCGCGCGAGAGAGCCCCAAGCCCAAGCGGCGCAAGAAGAAGAAGGGUCGCAAACGGAAGAAGAAGCGUGGCGACGGUGACUCUAAAGACGACGACGAGAACGGGCCGCUGAACAAGCGGCGCAACAUCCGCCAGAUCAUGACGGAAGAGAAGCUGGACGCGGAAACGCUGCGCGCACAGGAGGAGGAGAAGGAGCGCCAGCUGCGUCUCGCCGAACAGAAAAAGUGGUACGAGCAGUUCAAGCGCGAGCAGGAGCGUGUUGAGCGAGAGAAGGAGCAGGAGCGGCUGGAGCGCGAGGCGGCCGAGGCGGAGCGCAAGGCCAAGGAGGCAGCCGACGUGAUCGUGCUCUCCAGCGACGAGGAGAAGGAGGAAAAGGAGGAAAAGCCCGAGGUUAAACAGGAGGUCAAGAAAGAGCCGGCGGCCGAGACGAGUGACGACGACAUCCAGCUGCUGAGCUCGGGCGAGGAGGAGAAGGAGGACGGCCACGCCGAGGACACCAACAACUCGGGCUCGCACACGGACGACACGUGCAACGUGCCCGACUCGCUGGGCCGUGUGCUGGUCAACGUGGGCCACCCGCCGGCCGAGAUGGACAUCUUCAUUGCGCCGCAGAUCGCCAGGAACAUCAAACCGCACCAGAUUGGCGGCGUCCGGUUCCUGUACGACAAUCUGAUCGAGUCGCAGGAGCGCUGCAAGACCACGCCCGGCUUCGGCUGUAUCCUGGCGCACUCGAUGGGCCUGGGGAAGACGAUGCAGACAGUGACGUUUACGGACAUCUUCUUGCGGCACACCGGCCACCGCACGGUGCUCAUCAUCGUACCCAUCAACACCAUCCAGAACUGGCUGAACGAGUUCAACUUCUGGCUGCCGGACGCCAACACGUACACGCCGCUGGCGCAGGGCGGCGAGGUUCGGCCCAGACACUUCGCGGUCAGCAUGCUCAACGACUCGCACCGCACGCUGCAGGCGCGCGCCAAGGUGAUCGCCGACUGGUACCGCGACGGCGGCGUGCUCCUCAUCGGCUACGAGCUCUACCGGCUGCUCAACAUCAGCUCGUCGCGCGCGGCGCGCAAGAAGAAGCGCAAGGACGGCUCAGACGACCUGGAGGCCGAGGCCCGGGAGAAGCAGCUGCUGGAGGGCAUCAAGACGGCCAUCACCCGGCCCGGACCCGACCUGGUCAUCUGCGACGAGGGCCACCGCAUCAAGAACGCCGGCGCCAGCAUCUCGCAAGCGCUGAAGAGUAUCCGGACGCGGCGGCGGCUGGCGCUCACCGGCUACCCGCUGCAGAACUGCCUGGUCGAGUACUGGUGCAUGGUCGACUUUGUGCGGCCCAACUUCCUCGGCACAAAAGCCGAGUUCAACAACAUGUUCGAGCGGCCCAUCUCGAACGGCCAGUGCGUGGACUCGACGCCGUCGGACGUGCGUCUGAUGCGGUUCCGCUCGCACGUGCUGCACUCGCUGCUGGAGGGCCUGGUGCAGCGGCGCAGCCACGCCAUCCUGCAGGCCACGCUGCCCAAGAAGGAGGAGUACGUGUGUCUGCUGCGGAUGACCCAGCUGCAGCGGGCGCUCUACCAGCGCUACAUGCUCGACCUGACCUCGCGCAGCGGACAAUCACCCAACCCCCUGCGGGCCUUCGUCGUCAGCUGCAAGAUCUGGAACCACCCGGACAUCCUGUAUAACCUGCUGCGGAAGAAAAUGGCGGACGAGGACCUGGACCUGGACGAGACCAACGACAGCGCCAGCAAUGGCACGGCCAGCCGUCCGCGCCGGCCGCCGCAGGCGCCCGGCGGUCCCGCUGCUGCUGGUGGGCCGGGCGGACCAGGCGGGCCAGCUGGCGGCGGGCCGGGCGGAGCCCCUGGCGGGUAUACCGCCGGGCCGUCCGGCGGACCUCCCGCUGGUGGUUUUCCUGGCGGACCGGGUGGGUUUGGUGGACCUACCGGUGGACCAAGUGGAUUUGGUGGACAUCCUGGUGCACCGGGCGGACAUCCUGGUGGAUUUGGUGGACCUGGAGGUUUCCCCGGUGGACCAGCUGGACCUGGAGGAUAUCCAGGUGGACCUUCUGGACCUGGUGGAUAUAACACUGCAUCUGGCGGGUCUGGUGGUCCUAGCGGGUAUAACGCUGGACCGGGCGCGCCGGGCGGACCCUCCAGUGGGUCUAGUGGUCCCUCUGGGUACAAUACCGGACCUGGCGGACCCUCCGGCGGACCGGGUCCUAGUGGAUACAACGCUGGACCGGGUGGACCGGCCGCUCCUGGUGGAGCUGGCGGACCCCCCAGUGGACCCGGUGGGCCUCCCGGAGCGGCUGGAGCGGCGGGAAACAUGCAGACGCCGCCCGACGCCAGUCCGCUGGAGAAACCCAAAGACGACGGAUUCAUCAACUACGACUGGGCCCAGGACAUGAUGCAGAACUACAUCCCCGGACAGCUGGAGAACUCCACCAAGAUGAUGGUGUUCAAGGUGCUGCUCGAGGAGACGGUCAAGCUGGGCGACAAGAUGCUGCUCUUCAGCCAGUCGCUGUUUACGCUCAACAUCAUCGAGGAGUUUCUGCAGCAGACGGUGAUCCCGGGCCGCAGCGAGAAGUGGAUGCUCAACCAGUCCUACUACCGACUGGACGGCUCCACCACCGGACUCGAGCGCGAGAAACUCAUCAGCGAGUUCAACGCCAGCCCGGCCGUGCCGCUGUUCCUGGUCUCGACGCGCGCCGGCAGCUUAGGCGUCAACCUGGUGGGCGCCAACCGCGUGCUGGUGUUCGACGCCUCGUGGAACCCGUGCCACGAUACGCAGGCCGUGUGCCGCGUCUACCGGUUCGGCCAGCAGAAGCGCUGCUACAUCUACCGGCUGGUGACCGACAACUGCCUGGAGCGCAGGAUCUACGACCGCCAGCUCAAGAAACAGUCCAUGUCGAACCGCAUCGUGGACGAGACCAACCCGGACAACAUGGUGACGACGCAGAGCCUGAACCGGCUGCUGGACCCGACCGAGGACGACCCGCCGCCGGCCACCGUGGCGCCCGACCCGGACAAGUUCUCCGACCCCGUGCUGCUCACCGUGCUCGACAAGCUGGGACACCUCUUCUCGCAGGAACCGUUCGAGCACGACGCCCAGCUGGUGGACCGACAGGACAAGCGGCUGACUCAGGCCGAGAAGAGGCUGGCCAAGCGCAGCUACGAGCUCGAGAAGAAGGCUGCCAACACUGGCGGCCGGCCCAACUACCAGGGCUUCUACCAGCGCGGCCAGCCGGGCGCCUACAGGGGCCUGUACAACAAGCCGGUGGCCAACGUGCGUCCGAUGAUGGUGGGCGGCCGGAUGGUGCAGCAGCGCGGCGGUCUGAACCCGUUCGGCGGCGCGUCCCGGCUGUCCACCGAGCAGCUGAGCCGCCAGGGCGUCUCCAUGUCGCACAUCACCGUGCCCAAAGACGUGACGAUUCCAACCGGGUCCGGGGACGGCGAGCCGAUCCAGCUGCGCGCCGGCCAGACGGUGCUCGUCAUCCGCACUGCCAAGGGCGUCUACCUGCGCCUGCAGGACGGACGCAUCAUCGCCAUCCGCAUGCCCGCCGGAUCCGGCGGCCGCAGUGUGCCGGACCUGCUGGGCAGCUCCAGCCGGUACCAGCCGCGGCCCCAGCCGGCCUCCGCCGCCGGCCCGUCCGGUAUUCGCCUGCCGCGCGGCAUCACCGUCGAGCGGGUCCCGGCCGGCGGCAGCGGCGGCGGCAAGCAGGGCGGCCAGUCGUGGGCGCGCCGCGCCGCGCCCGCGCGCGCCACCGUCAGCCGCUCGGCGCCGGCCCGCUCCGACUCGGACAGCGGGGACGGCGGCCUGAACCUGUCGGCGCUGCUCGGCCGCCAGCCGGCGCCAAAGGACGACAAGGGGAAGGCAGAGCAGCCGGCCACCUCCGCCGCGCCGGCCACCGGUGGCGGCUCUCCUGGGGGCGGAGACGAGAAACAGACCGGAGGGAAGGCGCAGGACGAGCGGUCGGCGUCCCCGGGCGGGACGGCCGAGGACGGCAACUCUGCGCUCCACUACCUGGACCGGGCGCUGGCCGAGUCUGCCGACAACUCCAGGGCGGACAGCGGCUCAGCGGCGGACGAGUCCGGCCUUGGCGGGUCACCGGCCGCCGGUCAGCAGCAGCAGCAGCAGCAGCAGCAGGACGACCCCAGUGACCCGCUGUCUCGGCUGAAGAGCCUGGCGGUAGCGGCCAGCGGCGACGGCCGCCAGGAGCCGGGUAUGCCGCCCUCGUCCAUGGCAGACGAUAAGAUGAUGGCAGACCAGCAGCGGCAGCAGCUGCAGGGCCAGCAUCAGCAGAUGCAGCAGCAGCAGCAGCAGCAGCAGCACCUGCCGGCUCCACACCAGCAGCAGCAGCACCAUCCGCAGCAGCAGAUGCAGCACCGAGGGAUGUCUCACCAGCAGUCGCCCUACCAUCCGGACCUGGCCCAGAAGCAGCAGCAGCACCAGCAGUCUCUGGCGUACCAGGGCGCCGGUCAGCAGCGUGGCGACCAGGCCGGUGACGAGUUCAUGGAUACACACAUAUUCGACCUGAGCCACAAGCCGGGCAUGGAACAGCAGUCGGCGCAGGACCUCAGUGGCGGCGGCGGCCAGGGUCUAGACCUGUCGCACCUCCCCCAGCAGCAGCAGUCGGGUGGCCUGCACGGUCAGCUGGGGGGCCAGUCCGGCCGGAUGGACCACCAGGCCAGGAUGGAGCUGCAGCUGGCCGGUCAGCCGGCCAGGGUCAGCCACCCGAUGGACGGCCAGGCGGGCCACGGCCGGCUCGGCGGCGGCUCGGCUGGCUCCAUGUCACAGCUGGACCAGCGACUAGGGCUGACGCACGGCCACUCGAUGCUGUCCCAGCCGCACGACCUGUCGAUGCACGGCCAGCAGCCGGCGCUGGCGGCGCCCGAGCCGCCGCCGCCGCCGCGGUACGGCCUGCCGGCGGCGUCCCAGUACGGCGGCUCCCACCAGGCGCGCACGCCCGGCAUGGAGCAGUACGGCGCCGGCGGCGCGGACGGCUCCCAGCUGCAGACGCACCGGCACAAGGCGGCGCCGAGCCGCCCCAAGUCCGGCUACCCGCCGCACCAGUCACCGGCGCUGCACCAGCCCCACCUGCAGCUGGCGCCCGAGCCGAGCCACGCGCCGCCCCAACCGCCUCCGCAGCAUCUCGGCGGCGGCAUCGACGACCUGAUCGCCGGCUUCGACCUGAGCCGGCCGACGUACAGCAGCGCGCCGGCGCCGACGGCCGUCAGCCUGGGCGGUGUCUCCACGGCGCCGCUGCCCUCUUUCUCGACGGUGUCGCAGCUGCCGCUGCCCUCGUUCUCCAGCGUGGCGUCGUCGGGUGGCGGCGGCGGCGGCGGCGGCCAGCCGGCGCCGCUGCGCGAGCCGCUGCCGCAGCCGCAGCCGAUGGACACGGCGGCCCCGUCGGCGGCGCCGCCGGUGACGGCCGCCUCUGGCAGCGGCAGCUCGCGGCUGGCCGAGGAGCCGUUCCCCUGGGAGCUGGGUGGCCAGUACCCGGCCGCCUACAGCCGCGAACUCGGCUACGCCGGCUACCCGCCCUACAGCAUGGCCUACAGCCAGCCGCCGGGCGCGUACGGCGCGCCGGCGCCCUACCCGGCCUACGGCCUGUACGGCGCCGCGUCGGCGGCCAACUACGGGGCGUACCGGUACCCGGCCGGCUACCAGCCGUUCGGCGGCCCGUUCGGCGUGCCGGGCCUGCCGCAGCCGUACGGCUCAGCCGAGCCGAGCGUCUCGGCGGCCGACUUCUCGCUGGGCGGCGCAAUGGCUCCCGGCGAGCCCACCUACCGGCGGCCGCAGUAGCCGCCGCUAGCCGCGGCACGGACUGACAGGGUCAGCGGAGCGACAUGCGCGCCCGGCCGCCCGCCGGGCUGUACAGGCCGUGUGCAGGAGCUCCAACAAAGCGCUAUUGGUGGACCUUCUACGUGUAUAUUUAAAGUGUUGCCAAAGGCAUUCUGUCCCUCUUCUAUAGGGGUCCGUUAUCUCUAGUCGUACAAACCGUAGGACUGCUUUGAACGUUUUAUUCAGGACAAUUGUUGCAAGGAUAUGUCUUUUAUGCUUUGCUUCGUUAAUCGAGCGGUUGUACCUUUCUGAGUGGAUGGACCAGCUGAUAGUCGCUUCACUGUGUAUUUGUGUGAUACGAGGCGCGUCUUUGUAACCCCAUGGCGAGAGUAUCGCCGCACCAUUGAUUGAUCAGCUGCCCGAUUACCAUACAUUGUUUGGUAGUGUCGCCUACAUCACUGUUCAGACUAAGGGCGGCGCACCCGUUUGUGUUUCAUCGAGAAGGGACGUAGUGAGGCCGUGUCGACUGUAAAUGUGCGCCCGUGCGAGUUGGUCCGGCGGCCUCUGUGAGGCGCGUCGGCCGGCGCGCGGCCGCUGCUGUCGUUCUAUCUGCUGCCAGCCUCUCGGCCUGCCGUCGGCCGCCGCCGCUGGUUUCGGCGGUCGCCAGCGGCUUCACUUCGUGUAAUAAUAAUAUACGGUAUUGCCUGGCAGGCACCCUGUG